Messenger RNA from Beauveria bassiana ARSEF 2860, 888 nucleotides. Its product is annotated as Enoyl-CoA Hydratase family member. The transcript has a single exon. The record is from RefSeq and is a predicted model, not a curated record. NCBI's taxonomy places the organism in Eukaryota, Fungi, Ascomycota, Sordariomycetes, Hypocreales, Cordycipitaceae. Gene Ontology annotation, molecular function: catalytic activity. The coding region runs from base 1 to 888 and encodes 295 amino acids.
AUGGCUGAAUCCGAAUUUCAUUCCAUACUCUAUGAUAAAUCCACCGAUGGCAAAGUCGCCUACAUUACGCUGAACCGGCCCCAGCACCUCAAUGCCAUUGACACCCACAUGCCGCUCGAGAUCCGCGCCGCCGUGCGGCAGGCCAAUCUCGAUCCCGACGUGCACUGCAUCGUUCUCAAAGGCAACGGCGCCGGCUUCUGCGGCGGCUACGAUUUAGAUAUCUUUGCAGCCUCUGCGCUUCGCGGCGAGACGGCGGGCAGCCAAGACCUGUCGGAAGGCUACGAGCCGUUUCGCGACUACCUCUUGAUGAAGGAGUGCACCGACUGCUACGCGGCGCUCUUCCACAGCUACAAGCCGACGAUUGCGCAGGUGCACGGCGCCGCGGCGGCCGGCGGCUCCGACAUUGCGCUCAGCUGCGACCUCGUCGUCAUGGCCGACGACGCGCGCAUCGGCUAUCCGCCCGCCCGCGUCUGGGGCUGCCCGACGACGGCCAUGUGGGCGCACCGCGUGGGCGCGGAGCGGGCCAAGCGCAUGCUGUUCACGGGGGACCUGGUCGACGGCAGGGAGGCGGCGGCGAUGGGGCUGGUGCUCAAGUCGGUGCCGCGGGACGAGCUGGGGGAGGCGGUGCGGCUGCUGACGGAUCGCAUCAAGGCGGUGCCGGUAAACCAGCUGUGGAUGCAGAAGCAAAUGAUUAAUAGCACGUUUGAGGCGCAGAUUGGGGCGGGCCAGCGCUUGGCUACGGUGUUUGAUGGCAUCACUAGGAAUUCACCAGAGGGUCUCGCUUUCCAGGGUCUUGCCGCGGAAAAGGGCUUCAAAGCGGCCGUGGCGGCAAGAGACGAGCCUGGAAGAACAACAGCCUACAGGAAGAUGUGGAAAAGCUCAUUGUGA